This is a messenger RNA of Alligator mississippiensis (American alligator), 3697 nucleotides long. RefSeq names its product amyloid beta precursor like protein 2 (gene APLP2). The coding region runs from base 26 to 2293 and encodes 755 amino acids. Gene Ontology annotation, cellular component: membrane. Gene Ontology annotation, molecular function: heparin binding; transition metal ion binding; serine-type endopeptidase inhibitor activity. The record is from RefSeq and is a predicted model, not a curated record. Lineage: Eukaryota; Metazoa; Chordata; Crocodylia; Alligatoridae. Gene Ontology annotation, biological process: axonogenesis; central nervous system development. The transcript is spliced from 17 exons.
CGCAGUAGCUCCUGGGCAGCGGAGGAUGGCGGCGUUGGGUACCGGGCUGCGCUUGCGGCUGUUGCUGCUGCUCGGCCUUACGGGGCCCGCGGCCACCGCGGCCGGCUACAUCGAGGCACUUGCAGCCAAUGCUGGAACAGGGUUUGCCGUGGCUGAGCCUCAGAUUGCCAUGUUCUGUGGUAAGCUAAAUAUGCACGUGAAUAUCCAGACUGGGAAAUGGGAGCCCGAUACUUCUGGGACCAAGAGCUGCUUUGGACGAAAGGAAGAGGUUCUGCAGUACUGUCAGGAGAUCUAUUCAGAGCUUCAGAUUACAAAUGUGGUAGAAGCCAACCAACCGGUCAGCAUUGACAACUGGUGCAAGAAAGGCAAAAAGCAGUGCAAGGAUCACACUCACAUUGUUGUGCCCUACAAGUGUCUGGUGGGUGAGUUUGUAAGCGAUGUCCUUCUAGUUCCAGAGAAGUGCAGAUUCUUCCACAAGGAACGAAUGGAAGUGUGUGAAAGUCACCAGCACUGGCACACUGUGGCCAAAGAGGCAUGUCUGACAGAGGGGAUGAUCCUGCACAGUUAUGGCAUGCUGCUUCCUUGUGGAGUAGACCAGUUCCAUGGUACAGAGUACGUAUGUUGCCCUCAGACCAAAAUUGUUGAUGAAGCCCUUUCCAAAGAGGAAGAGGAAGAAGAUGAGGAUGAAGAUGAAGACUAUGACCUUUAUAAAAGUGAGUUCCCUACUGAGGCAGCUGUAGAAGACUUCACAGAAACAGCUGUGGAGGAAGAUGAGGAGGAAGAUGAGGAAGGGGAGGAGGAGGAGGAAGUGGUGGAAGAUCGUGAUUACUAUUAUGACACUUAUAAAGUGGAUGAUUACAAUGAAGAGACCCCCACAGAACCCAGCAGUGACAAGUCUCUUUCUGAAAAGGAAAUUAUCAGUGAUGUGAAAGUUGUCUGCUCCCAGGAGGCGAUGACAGGUCCCUGCCGGGCUGUGAUGCCUCGUUGGUACUUCGACCCUAACAAGAGAAAAUGCAUUCGCUUUAUAUAUGGAGGCUGCGGAGGCAACAGGAACAAUUUUGAGUCAGAGGAAUAUUGUAUGGCUGUGUGUAAAAAGAUAAUUCCCCCUACUCCUGUACCCACCGAUGACGUGGAUGUCUACUUCGAAACCCCAGCAGAUGACAGUGAGCAUGCCCGCUUCCAGAAAGCAAAGGAGCAGCUAGAAGUCCGACAUCACAACCGCAUGGACAGGGUGAAAAAGGAAUGGGAGGAAGCAGAGCGUCAAGCCAAGAAUCUCCCCAAGGCAGAGAGACAAACCCUCAUCCAGCACUUCCAGGCGAUGGUUAAAUCUCUAGAGAAAGAGGCAGCCAGCGAGAAGCAGCAGCUCGUGGAGACUCACCUGGCGCGAGUAGAAGCCAUGUUGAAUGACCGCCGUCGCAUUGCCCUGGAGAACUAUUUAGCAGCCCUGCAAGCAGACCCCCCUCGGCCUCACCGCAUCCUGCAAGCUCUGAAGCGUUACAUCCGGGCUGAGAACAAGGACCGUCUGCACACCAUCCGCCAUUACCAACAUGUCCUGGCAGUUGACCCAGAAAAGGCUGCUCAGAUGAAAUCUCAGGUGAUGACACAUCUCCAUGUGAUUGAAGAGAGGAUGAAUCAAAGCCUAUCUCUGCUCUACAAGGUACCCUAUGUGGCUGAAGAAAUCCAGGAUGAGAUUGAUGAGCUGCUGCAGGAGCAACGUGCGGACAUGGACCAGUUCACAUCCUCCAUCUCGGAGUCCCCGGUAGAUGUCCGAGUGAGCUCUGAGGAAAGCGAAGAAUUUCCCCUCCAGGAGGGCAAACCUUUCCGCCCAUUCCAGGUGAAAACCUUCCCAGCCUUGCCUGAAAGCGAAGGUUCUGGCAUAGCUGACCUGGAUGGGCUGAUUGGGGCUGAGGAGAAAGUGAUUAAUAGCAAGAACAAAGUGGAUGAAAAUGUGGUAAUUGAUGAAACCCUUGAUGUGAAGGAAAUGAUUUUCAAUGCAGAGCGAGUUGGAGGACUGGUGGAGGAGCCGGAUGAUGAAGGUUCCCUUGGUUCCUUUCGCGAUGACUUCAGUUUCAGCAGCAGCGCCCUCAUUGGUCUGUUGGUGAUUGCAGUUGCCAUAGCCACUGUCAUUGUCAUUAGCUUGGUGAUGCUGAGGAAGAGGCAGUAUGGGACGAUCAGCCAUGGGAUUGUGGAGGUUGACCCCAUGCUUACUCCAGAGGAGCGGCAUCUGAGCAAGAUGCAGAACCAUGGCUAUGAGAACCCGACUUACAAAUACUUGGAGCAGAUGCAGAUUUAAAGGAUGUGAAGAUGCAGCAGCCCUGACUAGAAGAGGGGCAGGGCAGAAAGGGCCAAAAUGGUCCAGUGUUUUGGAUCAACUACUGACCAACAGUUGCUUCAAGAGGACUUCAUCUUACAUUCAAAACUCCUGGAUCAUUAAGACUAUAAUUACUGCUGUAGAGUUGCAAUUUCCAUUCUUUUAAAUGGGUGAAGAAAUGAUAAUAUAACGAUAUGAUGAUAUAUAAAUCUUUAAAUGGGGGAAAAAUGGAUCUAUUGCAGAUAUUUGACUGAGAUGUAGUUUUUCUUUUUUUAAAAAAAUACUCUGAAAAUCCCAGUUUUGUUGUACCGUCAUCUGAUACGAGCUCUAUAUAUAUAACGGGAGAUGUUGAUUUUUAUUUCUGAUAGAUCCCUUGUAUAUUGAAGGCCUUUGUACCAACCCACAUUGUAUAAAGGAGGCACUUGUGGCUCUUCAGUCAUUCUGGCUUUUAUAUAUAAAGCAGUAUUCCUUUUUUUUUUCUUUUUUUUUUUUUUUUUUUUAACUGAAUUUUGCUGGAAGUUGCAAAGAGAUUAAAUAGGGUUCAGAGCAGUAAAAGUGUAACCCAGGAAGCAGAUCAACGUGGUUUUAAUUUAAGGGGGAAAAAGCUUUACGAAGAAUCCCCAGAUGCCAGUGCUCUGUGCCCACCCCUGCAUCACAGUUCCUAGGAUCCUAGACUCCCUAGCGGCUGAGUUACAAAGCUAUUGCCAUCUCCAUUAAUAAGCACCCGAGUGGAAUGUUAGGCCGUGGCUUGUGCGUUCUGGGGUCUGCACAUUCCCCUUCUGAAUCUGGUCCUUGGUAAUGAAUUUUAAAUCCCUCCACCAGAGGAUCUAACCAGCCUCGUUCAGUGCUCACCAGGCCCCUCUUACCACUAUCUGUAACUUUCCCCAGCUCCCUCCUCCCCCCCACCAACAUGGUAAGUAGGCUAGAGAUGCUGGUUUUGGAGCCUUGUAGUCUCUCUCCAGUGUUGGGCCAUCUCUCUACUUUUAUUCCCAGGCCUAGAAGAAUGACUGGUGCAAUACUCAGCAUUGAGGAAUGAAAGUACAUGGAGUUCACUCUAAAUAGGGGGGAGAAUUGGAAAGGGAUACUGCCUAUUUGACCGAAAACUGUAGAGAGAAAUGGGGUGUUUUCCAGUCACCAUCAUGCCUUUGUAGCGCUUGUAUAAUUGGUGUUAAUGCUCACAGCUUUUUUUUUUUUUUUCAAUCUGGAGGUUCUGGUAACCUGUGGUGUAUUUUUUUUUUUCUUCUUUUUUUUUUUCCUGUGACUUCCUUUUCUUUUCCCCUUCCAUGUCUCUUCCCACUAUGCACAGAUUUACCUGCAAACUCCUUAAUGUGGUCUGUGGGGAAUGUACAAAGUUAAACACAUCAAUAAACACGUUAACUUCCAGAA